UAUCGUGUUGCAUGUUUCUCCUAAAAGGUUCAGUUCAUAUUUCUCUUCUCUACGUGCUGUUGCUGUGGAUUUGAAAAUUACAAAUUUCAAUGGACUAAUGAAACUACGAAACUUUUAAUAGAAGAAGUUAGAAGCCGUAUGGCAUUAUUGGAUAAAAAGAAUUGUAUGCGAAAAAGAAUAUGGAGAAUAAUAGCAAAUAAGUUCAAUCAAAGAGGAUAUAACAUAACAGAGGAACAAUGUGAUGUUAAAUGGAAGAAUUUGAAGCAAAAAUAUAGAAGCAUUCGAGAUCGUAAUAAUCAAACUGGUACAGCUAGAGAAUGCUGGGAAUAUUUUGAUAUAAUUGAUGAUUUCAUUAACAUCAAACCCGAAGUAGCACCUGCAUCGAUUGCUUCUAGUUCACAUGGAUUUAGGAUAAGGCAAUCAAGUCCACAUACAGACCAAAGUGAGGAUCCUAACGAUGAAAAUAAGCAAUCAACACUUCUUAUGGUAGAAUACGUAAUAGAAGACAACGCCGAGCAAGUGAUGGACCUACAUGGGCCAAAGUGUUACACGAACAAAGACAGAAACAUCAUAACGAAAACAUAAAAAUGCAAAAGGAAUUUUUGGAAUUAUUCAAAAAAUACGUAGA
Messenger RNA from Mycetomoellerius zeteki, 628 nucleotides. RefSeq lists its product as uncharacterized. The record is from RefSeq and is a predicted model, not a curated record. The coding region runs from base 139 to 585 and encodes 148 amino acids. NCBI's taxonomy places the organism in Eukaryota, Metazoa, Arthropoda, Insecta, Hymenoptera, Formicidae. The transcript has 2 exons.